UAACAGUGAUGCCCACAUAUACAAAGAUUGGCUCAUUACCAUUACCGCCAGUGGCCCCGCCUGCAAAGCCCUGCAAGAGAUGGUGGUCGAUCGAAACCAGAUCGAGACGAACGAGGAGCAGCUGGGACAGUCCAUACAGAAGCUGGAGAAGGAAAGCCUCGAGAUGAAGCACCAGUACGUGUCAUACGACACCGAUUUGCUUUCGCCGCUGUCACAGAAGGACUUGUCCAUAGAAAAUCUGCAGAAAACUCUCAACGAACUGUCCCGCGAUGUUCUGCGUAACAGCCAGGAAGAGCAGAUGCGCUCCAUUUGCCCCGAGCUGGAGUCAAGCUGCGAGAGAAUCUGCACCAAGUGUCUGGAGUUUGAACGCCUUCUGGCCGAUGGCAAAUCCAAGUGCACGGAGACAACCCAGCGUGAGUGCGAUCAGCUGCAAGCGGACAUCGUCGAGACCCGGAAAAAGCUGGAAGACGUUCAGUUGGCUUAUACCCUGGCCAUGUGCCAGUUUUCCGAAAAGUCGGUGGACUGCAAAUGCUUCAGCUGUCCAAUAUCCACCGCUCGUGUGGACAAUGUAUUGCAGGAGAAGUACGAUGGUCUGGAGCAGAUGUGGCAGAGCCAGCAGAAGGUCAUACAGAGCAUGGCAGCAGACUAUAAUUUACACCAGAAGUACCAGAAGCUGCAACAAGAGUACGAGGAUCUGCGACGAACUUCGAGUGCUUCUGAAGAGCAGGUCCUGCAGCUGGACGCUGACAACAACAGACUGCAGAUUGAGAUUGUCACUCUGAGGGAGCGAGUGGAGGAGGCGCAGCGUCUGAUCUUGGAAGCUCCCAAUACCGAGGCCCAGAUAGAUGCUCUAAAGGAAGAACUGGCGGGGGUGCAGACGAUCUUUGGGCACAUGAGUAGAGUGUAUGACGAAAUGUAUAAUCAUCUUGGCGAAAGUGUACAGAAAUGCGACGUCCUGCAAAACGAACGGAAUGCACUGUGUACGGAAGUUAAGGAGCUUAACAAACGUUGCAUGUCCAUGGCGGUAAAGCAGGUGGAGCUCCAGUCAAAAGCCAGCCAGAAGCAGCUGCUCCUGGAAAGACAAUUAGAGAAAUUGUCAGACGACGUCCAACGCGUCGACCAGCUACAGGAAACCAAUGCGAAGCUCGUCGAGCGCAGCACCAAGGCUGAAGACUCCCUGUCGGAGAUGCAGGAGCGUUUGCUGCAGAACAAUCGAGACAUCGAGACUGUUGAAGAAGACCUAAAGAGUGCCAGAGAUCGCAUAGAGACUCUUGAACAAACUCUAAAGCGUGACAGAGAUCGUAUCAAGACUCUUGAAGCAACUCUGAAGAAUGCCCGAUAUGCGGUAGAUGCCAUUGAACAAAUAAAAACAGAUGAACUGAACGUCCUUAAGCUGGAAUAUCUAGAUAAAAUAGAGAAACUAAGAAAUCGUUUAACAAGCAAGAACCGUCGUCUCGAAGAAUGCGAGAAGCUGCGUGCGGAACUGAUAAAUACAAGUUAUGUACAGAAAACGCAGUUGUCCGCGUUGCAAGCGAAGGUCGAAAAUAAUUCCCAACUAAAGGCUCAACUCCAAUGCGUGCAGGCAGAACGUGAUUCCUUCCGGGACGCUUUGGACCAGAAAAAACAAAGCCUCGCAGAAACCAAUAGGAAAUGUCGGAAAAUGCGCCAGGAAAUUGAGGAGAGUCAAAAACAAGUAGCUCAACUUAUGGAAAAGAAUGCAGUUUAUGAGAAAAAAUUGACUCUCGAAGAAGCCAAUCAAAAACUAAACAACGAGUUGGGAGUAAAAACAAAUACGGCUGAGCUUACAAGCGACACUGUGAAGAAAGUUGUGGAGAGUACGUCUACCACUCCUCCAGAUCGCAAAUCCACACGAAUUGAGUCCGACCUGCGGAGGAAUCGUCGAAGAGCCAUCCACGAUGAGCGUCGCGCGCCGUACUUUAAUGGAAUGCUUUGAAAUUCCUCACAAUUUUUUGCGCUGACCAUAAAGGCGUGUUCAGUUGAGUUUAAUUAAUUUAUUGUGUUGCUUUUAAGUAAUU
Molecule: messenger RNA, 2036 nt
Organism: Drosophila persimilis
Lineage: Eukaryota; Metazoa; Arthropoda; Insecta; Diptera; Drosophilidae
Product: myosin-6
Exons: 5
Coding region: 80-1954 (624 amino acids)
Source: RefSeq, a predicted model, not a curated record